UGAUAAUUUGUAUUUAAUUAGGCAGAAACAAAGAUGUCAGCUGAGAAGCGACCAUGUAGUGCAGAUAAUUCGGAAGCUGAUGAGGGUGAUGGUUGGAUCGGUCCAAUGCCUUCCGAGGCAGCAAAACAAAAACCUAAAAAACGUAAAGUUUUGGAGUUUGAAUCUCUGUACAUUGAAAACUUACCAUCAUCGGAAACCUACGAACGUAGCUACAUGCAUCGGGAUGUAGUUACUCAUAUUAUUGUGACAAAAACAGAUUUUAUUAUUACUGGAAGCCAGGAUGGACAUCUUAAGUUUUGGAAGAAACAGGAAGAAGGUAUAGAAUUUGUGAAACACUUCAGAUGCCACCUGGCACCAAUUAGCCACAUGUCUGCCAAUAGCACCGGAACUUUGUUGUGUACUGCAUCACCGGAAAAAACUAUUAAAGUGUUUGAUGUUGUUAAUUUUGACAUGAUCAACAUGUUAACAAUACAGUUUGAACCAUACUGCACAGAAUGGGUUCACUCGGCAGGAGAUCCUAUAUCAGCAUUAGCUAUAUCAGAAAAAGGUAGCAACCGAAUACAUGUGUUUGAUGGGACCCAAGUGUCAGGCACACCAUUACAUACAUUCGAGACCAUGCACCAAAGUACAGUCUCCACCAUAAAAUAUAAUCCGGUUUUUGAGACAGCAGUUUCUGUAGAUAAGGCUGGCAUCAUAGAAUACUGGACUGGUCCUAAACACGAAUACAAGUUUCCGAGAAAUGUUAAUUUUGAAUCUAAACUGGACACAGAUUUGUUUGAUUUUGUGAAGAACAAGACAUAUCCCACAGCUCUCGCUUUCUCCCCUGAUGGAAAGAAGAUGGCUUCAAUUGCAUUGGAUAGAAAGGUGCGUGUGUUCCACUUCCUGUCAGGCAAACUCCACAAGGUUCUGGACGAGAGUCUGCAACGCUUCCAGGAGCUGCAGCACCAGACUCAGCAGCUGCCUAACAUGGAGUUCGGCAGGAGAAUGGCAGCGGAACGCGACCUAGAGAAAUCGGACGCGGUGCAUUUCGCCAACGUAUUGUUCGACGAGAGCGGGCACUUUGUUGUGUAUGCCACCAUGUUAGGCGUGAAGUUAGUCAACCUCGUCACCAACCGAUGCGUCGGAAUGCUCGGCAAGCCGGAGAACUUGCGGCCGCUGCAUCUAGCGCUGUUCCAGGGUCGAACUAACCAAUCGAAAGUGGCGUCCACUCUAGAAAUGGAAGGCUCGGAGAAUCCCGCACUUCUAAACGUGAAAACUGACCCCACACUUUUCUGCACGGCUUACAAGAAGAACCGGUUCUAUAUGUUCUCACGGCGCAGCCCCGACGAUAUCAAGAGUCCGGACGCAGACCGGGACAUAUUCAACGAGAAACCUUCUAAAGAAGACAUUAUUUCUGCUACAGAAGGACAAGGUGUCCAACGUCUAUACGAGCAGGCGAUCCUGCACACUUCACUGGGCGACAUCCACGUCCGUAUCUUCGGUAAAGACGUUCCCAGAUCGGCCGAGAAUUUCUGCGUCCACGCCCGCAACGGAUACUACAACGGACACGUGUUCCAUAGAGUCAUUAAAGGGUUCAUGGUGCAGACCGGAGACCCAACGGGUACUGGUACCGGCGGCGAGAGUAUAUGGGGCGGGGAGUUCGCCGAUGAGUUCCGCUCGCACCUGAAGCACGACCGGCCCUACACCGUGAGCAUGGCCAACGCCGGCCCCGACACCAACGGGAGCCAGUUCUUCAUCACCCUGGCCCCUACACCAUGGCUAGACAACAAACACACGGUGUUCGGUCGAGUAGUUCGCGGAAUGGAGGUGGUACAGAACAUUGGCUCGGCCAAAACCAACCCAAAGACUGACAAACCGUACGACGAUAUACGCAUCAUAUCAGUCACUGUCAAAUAAUUUAGCGAAACAUAGAGAAAUUAAAUAGAAAAUCUCAGAAAUAAGAACUUUAGCAUAGUAGUAAUGCUAGACGUUUGAUAGUACACUCCCAUAGACAAUAAAUUAACGAAAAGAUUUCCAAAAUAAGUAUACAUCAUCAUCAGCCUAUUAAUUGUCCCACUGCUGGGGUACAGGCCUUCCAUAUGGAUGGAAUCAGAUUGGGCCACGACCGGUGGGUCAUGGUUAGGUUUGGUUUGGCUUAUUGGCGGGUGCUAACGACUGCAGAUGCCUUUCGAACCUAUACCUAACCUUGCCCUAAACUAACCUAACCACCCGCGCCAUCGAGGUCGUCAAACAAAGUAUUACCUAACCAAAAAGUAUAAGUGGCCCGAGGCAGGUUGCUUGACAUUAUAUCGUUUUUUGAUUCAAACGUAUCAUAAAAGUAAAACCAAGGUAUCCACGAGCCAUACAAAGUUAUCAAAUUUGACGUUACACACGCUGUUCAUAGUGUUACGUGUCGGGAUGGGGUUCGAAAUUAUAUGCCAGUUCACACUUGACAGUACUUUAUUCACCACACAGUUCACACAAUUAACACACAAUGUUAAUAACAAAACACUCACUAAACAAACUAUUUCACUAUACAAGUCUCUAAACAAUCGUACUUGAACACUUUUAUUGCACUUUGAUCGCCUUUGGAUUCGCUCCGAAAUCGCUGUUGAAAUUCAACUGUCUCUGCGCGGCGCCAAUCGCGCUUAUAUACGCCGAUCGAUGCAUUCUAGAAAGUACCUGUUAAAUUGAGAAUUAUUUAGCACCCGCGAGUACGAAGUACCUACUUAUACCUACGCAGGUAACGCGCAUAACUUGUAAACAAGUACAGAUGUCGUUGCACUUUCUCCCUUACGCCGCAUUGCAUAAAGCUCAUUUUAGAAUGAGCCGCAUUACUUGACCUCUAUCGCCACCCGCGGUGAUCUGGCAAAUUCGUUCUCUAGCACUUUCGCGGUUCUGUUUCGAGAGCGUUUGUGACAAUAGUACGGUUCCGAGAUAGAUAACUGUGUGAGUUGUAUUUAAAAAAAAAACUAUUUUCUAUGUUAAGUUCUUGUUCUCAUUAGCAAAUAGGCCAGUUGACAGUACGAAAAAUAAGAACCAAAUGUGGCAACUAUAUUUCACAUGAUUAUUUGCAGCGAUUUUACUAAAAUAGGCUAGCCUUACGAUGACAUAAGCAUCAUAUCAUUCACUGUCAAAUAACUACAAACAAAAGAGAAACGAAAUAGCAAAUUAUUAUAAUGUUACUGCGUGCAGUAGAUGAUGAAGAGCUUAGCGAAUAUGUAUAAUAAUCGUAGACCAUAGAGAACUCCGAUUGUGUCAAGAUGUAGUCAUAAUGCACAAGCGUGUCAAACGCCCCUAAUAGUAAGCCAUAGUCACCCCUGAAGUUGCUUGAUUUUGCCCGCAUGAAAAAUUAUGACAUCACUUCCGGUUUUUAUUUUAGGUGUAAUCAAAUCAAAUGCACCAAAAAAAUGUAUGUGAAACAAAAGUUUAUGAUGAAACGGUGAUGAUAGAAAGGUCAAGGGUCGACAAGCUCUAUUUAUACGCUACCCUGAGUCGACCA
Chilo suppressalis (striped riceborer) is the source of this 3481-nucleotide messenger RNA. Lineage: Eukaryota; Metazoa; Arthropoda; Insecta; Lepidoptera; Crambidae. The record is from the annotation of a GenBank genome assembly.